AUGGGACGCCCAACUUCUCUUCGGUUACUAUUCCUACUCUGCCUUUUAUUGGCACUUUCCACAGCAGCAAGCCGUCGCCUAAAACGUCAAUGCGGAUGCUCGAACUUCUGUAACUGUCAACAACAACCAAUUUUCUUCGCACAAAUCUCUCUACCAGCAUGUACGUGUCAACAGGCGCCAAUCUGUCAGCCACAAUGUCCGAGAGCUGAAAUUAAUUCCGACUGCUCAGCCACCUGCGUCCGAGCCUGUAUUCCAUCUUGCUCCAAGAGCACAGGCAACACGUUCGCUUGCUCCACAACUUGCGAGAGCACCUGUGAUAAAACGUGUGCAUCGGCUGCUCAGAAUGCUAUUGCACAUAUUCAGGUCACUCCACCAAAUCCUCAGCCCCUCGUACCAGUCGCCUCUGCUCCAACUGUUGAUGAUUCCUGUCAGAAUGUGUGCCAGAAUGUGUGUCAAGGAGCAUGUGUCUCUCAAAACUCUCCACCGGCCGUUUGCCAACAAACUUGCAGACAAUCGUGUCAGUUCGGAUGUGCCACCAACGAACAAUUACCAACCACUGCUGUCACCUCUCAACCAACGAUCAAAAUAACUCUCGACAUCAACGACGCCUAUUUCGACUCGAACUGCGCUCCAAAAUGUACUCAAUCCUGUCAUUCCCAAUGCAUUUCCCAAGGCAACGCUGCCGCUUCGUGCUCCAAUUCCUGCAACAACGAGUGCUCAGACAAGUGUUCUCAACGCGUUCAGGCCGCUCCCGUUCAGGCCCAAGUCCAGCAAAUCCAACCCCAACAGGUGCGGAUUACCGUUCCAGUUACUGUAGCACCACCCGCCACGUGUCAGUCUCGCUGCGAGAACCGUUGUCUUUCCACGUGUACCGCCACCCAACCAUCCGUCUGUGCACCGUCGUGCUCCACUGCCUGCCAACUCUCGUGUGAUAGCAUCGGAGCAAUCUCCUCACAAACCCAGCAACAACAGGCACCCAUUGAGGUGAGGGCUCAGUGUACACCAACGUGUAUGCCCCAAUGCCUACCAUCCUGUACCGCCACUACCACCACAACCACCCAAAUCCCAAUAGCCAACAUCCCAACCCUAGCCCCCGUUCCCAUUCAAAUCCAAAUCCAAUGCGUCCCCAGCUGUAUGCCAGCGUGUCUCCCAUCUUGUACUCAACCAGUGGUUCUUACCACACAGGCCCCAGCCCCCGUAGUCAAUCAAUGCAUCCCACCGUGUCAGCCUCAAUGCCUUCAAACCUGUUUGGAGCAGUACAUUCAACCGCAGGUAGUCGCUACCCAACCCCCACCCCAGAUCCCUCAGUGUAUCCCACAAUGUCAACCAUCAUGUGAGCAACAAUGUAUCCAAGAAGCUACAACAACUACAACAACUACUACUUCUACUCCAUCCCCACAGGUACCCACAUCCGAAAAGACGCCUGUUUACGAGUUCGAAACCACCACACUGCAUCCAGAUAGCACUAGCACUGAACUUGAAUAUGAAGAUGAAGAACUAACAACAACCCAAAUGGAACCAGAAGUUCCUACCACUUCUUAUCCGGUGGAAGGGACAACUUCUGAGCCUUAUGAGCCUUAUGAUCCUGAAGAGGAGCCUGAAACAUCUCCUCCACCGCUAGAGUAUACUACUGUAGAGCCUUAUGACUACCCACAGUAUGAUCAGCCAACCACACCUGCCAACCUUGGCACCACCUCCACCAACUCACCUCUAACCACCAGCACCCUAGCACCACUCACUCCAGGUACCACUUCACCUGCACCACAACGUGAUCAAUGUCUCCCAGCUUGUCUACCAGCUUGUAACCCAAACUGCGUCGUCGCCAUGCAAGUACUUCUCUACAUUUCAUGCCCAGAAGGUUGCCGUCCAGCUUGCGAUCCAAAAUGCGCCUAUCAAUAUCUGCGAAGCAAUCCAUCAACCCCUCAACAUUACAACCCACCUAUUCUACCAAACGGAGCGGCUUCGUCAAAAUGCAUUCCUGCCUGUAUGCCAGCUUGUCUCCUUGAUUGUGUUCUUCCUUAUUUCAACGAGAAGAUCAUUCCGACUUUGGCGCCAAGGGUGGUGGUAGAACAAAUAAAUGAAGAGGACUGGGGGUUGUUAAGAGAUCAGGGGACUGCCACUACUAGACCGAAACCUACUUAUAUUCCACCCCAACCGUCCUACGCUCAAAAAGUACAACCUUUCUUGGUUCAAACCCAGCCAUCCUAUGUUCAGCCUCAAUCAACAUCCCAAGUAUCUAUUCCAAGGCUUCAAGUAACCCAAGGUGAUCCUAACCGACCUUUACCACCAGCACAACCACAUCAAUACUACCAGAACCAACAGAAAACUUACCUCACACCUCCGGCAUCAGCACCAUCCCAAACAUCCUCUCAAUCACAACCUCAAUCUCAAAUCCUCCACCUUCAGUACCGGGUAAACCAGAAUACCCCUACACUGCAAUACGCACAAGCCUCACAAUCUAGCCAAUCGUUCACCCUUGCACAACACCAGGCUCAGAAUCAGGCCAAGGCUCAACAAGCCUCUCACGCGGCUUACAACGCUCCCAGUCAGCCGGUCUCAGGGACUUAUAACCCAUGGGUGGUCCCUAAGACCCCGCUAACUCACCGCUACAGCUUGCGAUCUUCGAAUUCACCAGCAGCCUCAUGUCCACAAGCUUGCAUGCCAGAAUGCUCACAACAAUGUGUUGCCACGUUGCAAUGUCCAGUGAGCUGUCAACCCGCUUGUCAACCAUCAUGCCUUCAGAAGCCACCAAUCAUCAAAAUCACCGUAACAGGACAGCAAGUCGGAUGUGUCGAGCAGUGUCAGCCAGCGUGCGAACCACAAUGUAUCAUCGCCACGAACAAGACCCCGUCUCAACAACCGCAAAUCGUCGUGGCGACGACGACACAAGCACCCCGUACUGCACAGCCACAACAGCAACUUGCCAGUUGCCCACAACUUUGUCAACCACAGUGCACUUCCCAAUGUGUUCAGCAACAACAAUGUCCAUGCCAACAAACAUGUCAGAACGGUUGUAAUCAACAUAAUCCAGAUGCCCGUGUCUGUCAGAAUGUCUGUCUGGAAGUAUGUGCAUCCGAAUGUCCACGAUCGACACCAGCUGGCGCCCAACCAGCUCAACCAGUUUACCAAACUGUCCAAGCUCCACUCUCCUACGUUCCAGUUGUUCCAGUGGCCACUUCCUCAUCUCUACCACAAAUUACUAUCAACUUUGCCGUUCCAGAAUGUAUUCCAGUCUGUGAACAAAGUUGUAAUGCUCAAUGUGUCGAGAAGUUCCCACAAGAACACUGUGGUUCCGUUUGCAACUCCCAAUGCCAGACUGCAUGUGCCUCUCAACCAGCUGCCACUCAAGUCCAAUCCGCUCCAGUUCCAUCGUGCCAACCACAAUGUCAGCCAGCCUGUGAACCAGUUUGCAUUGCUCAACAAGCCCAACCAGUCAAGAUUCAAGUCAAUCUGGCUACAGCUGCUCCACAGCAAGCAGCCUCCAUUCAAUGCCAACCAAUGUGCGAGCAGAGCUGUGUACAAGAAUGUCAGUCGACCACUUUGAACGUCCAAGCUGCCACGUGUCAACCUGCAUGCCAAGCCAUCUGCCAACAGUCAUGUGCUCCAUUGAGCACCUCUGCUCCAGUUAUGCAAACUAUUCCAGUAGUUCCAGUGGCCGCUGCUCCAGUUCAGGCACCAUCAUCAGCUACCCAGUUGUGUGCUCCAAAAUGUAUCAGUGAUUGCCAAGGACUGUGCAAGAGCAACUCGCCACAAUGUAUUCAAGGAUGCGACGCUUCCUGCCAACAACUCUGCGGAACCGCUCCAAACCCAGCCGUCCCACUGACAGUCAACUACAACUGUAACCUUCCAUGUGACUCUCAAUGCACACAGCAGUGCUACCAUCAAGCUCCAACAUGUGCUCCUGCUUGUGCUCAAGCCUGUGAAGCUCAAUGCCCAGUUGUUUCUUGUGAAGAUGCCUGCCAAACAGUCUGCAAAGGACAGUGCGUUUUCUCCGGUCAGAAUUCCCGACAAUGUGGUCCAGCGUGUGCCCAAUCGUGCAGCUCCCUGUGCCAUAAAAAGAGAGUGAAACGAGGAGACUAA
This is a messenger RNA of Caenorhabditis briggsae, 4080 nucleotides long. Bases 1 to 4080 code for a protein of 1359 amino acids. Lineage: Eukaryota; Metazoa; Nematoda; Chromadorea; Rhabditida; Rhabditidae. The record is from RefSeq and is a predicted model, not a curated record. The transcript is spliced from 10 exons.